AUGGCCACCGGCACAAGUCGUCCCGUCGUACCCAACAUUCGUGGCAUUUUAGAGCACGGGAUAUUCUACCGUGACUUUGAUCCCAAUGACAUUGAGCGCUACCGCAACAAGCGCGUCGUCAUUCUUGGCAGCGGCAAUUCGGCAUUUGAAGUUGCACACGCACUAAAGGCCAUCGUUGGCGACACCAUUAUCUUGACCCGCAGUGCCGUCAAGUUUGCGCGUCAGACACACAACGUGCAUGACGUGCGCACGCAGACGUCUGUUAGUUACGAUCUUUCUCAACUCAAGGCACUCACGACCAUUACCGCCGAGCGUGUGACGGAAAUUACACGCCAGGAAGAUGGUGGCCUUGUCCUCAAGAUUUCCACGCCGGAGCCGCAUUGGGAGACUCCGGUGUGGAAAAAUUUUGAGCUGCCGGCUGAUCAUGUUAUAGUGUGCUGCGGCUUCGAAUACACUGUGCCCGACGUUUUCAGUACUGAGCGCGUGCGACCGCUGGCCGAUCCUACCGGCAAGUACUGCCAGUUGACGCCGAUUUGGGAGAGCACAAAUGUGCAAAACUUGUACUUUAUCGGCGGAUCCAUGCGCGUGAACGACCGCGAUGCAGCAUCUGGCUUCAUCCAUGGCUUCCGCUACAACAUUCAGGCUCUCGGAUCAGUGAUUGCGGAGCGUCACUAUACUCAACCGCUGACGCCCCUAUUUCAGUGCGUUGUGGAUCCAAAAUGCGAUGACACCUUCGAACCGUUGGCCCAGUUUAUCGUACAUAUGGUCAGUUCAACAGCAGCACUGUUUGAAUUAUUUAAUUAUGGCUGCUGCACCAUCACAUUGCAGGCUGUACCGCGGCCAGAUGAUGCUACUACACCCAAUUACAAAGCCGACGUGUGGGAGGCGCUUCCACAGGACUAUGCACGACAGCGGUGGGCUGGCAAUAACACGUGGGUCGGCCGUGUGGAGAUUCUUUUCCAGUAUGGAUUCCACCUGUAUGGUGAGAACAUUCCCACACAUCACUUUACUCAUUCUAGUGAUCAGUUCCACACCGAGAAGAGCACCUACAUUCACCCUGUGCUGCAUGCAUUUCGCCAUGGCGGUGGAGACGCGGGUGUGUGUUCGAACCAUCCUGGUAAAAUCGAAGAGUGGCACAUGCAAGAGAGUCUCCUCGCUCGAUGGGAUGAGGACGAGUUCAAAGACGAAAGCACGAAUGUUCACCAGUACACCAAUACUGUGUACAACGCAGUGGCGGCUGCACUCGGCAUGGCUAAUCGCAAGAGCACUCUACCUGUGCGCGAUGGCUUCAUCGACUCUGCCUAUCCACGCAUGACCUCAGACGAGGUGAAGCAGACAUUACAGGUAUAA
This is a messenger RNA of Didymodactylos carnosus, 1350 nucleotides long. The record is from the annotation of a GenBank genome assembly. Lineage: Eukaryota; Metazoa; Rotifera; Eurotatoria; Philodinida; Philodinidae.